AAAUUAUUUUUGUACAACAAACCAGGAAUGAGACUUUUGACACAUUUAUUUAAUUUAUGCUGUUGGAUUUGAUGAAUUAAUAUUUCUUUUUUAGGUUCACAGUUCAUCAAAACACCGCUCCCGGUUAUGGUUUACAUUCAUGGAGGUGGAUUCUUUGCUGGUGGUGCAAGUCCUUCUAUAAUAGGACCAGAAUACUUUAUGGACACCCGUCGGGUUAUUUUGGUAACAUUCCAGUACAGACUAGGCGUGUUUGGGUUUCUUUCUACGGGUGAUGAGGUCGCUCCGGGAAAUUUUGGACUCAAAGAUCAGGUCAUGGCCCUGCGGUGGGUAAAACAUAAUAUUGCAUAUUUUGGAGGAAAUCCCGACUUGGUGACAAUAUUUGGCCAGAGUGCCGGAGGAGCAUCGGUCCACAUGCACAUGAUUAGCCCUAUGAGUGACGGACUUUUCUCCAGAGCUAUCGUGAUGAGUGGCAAUGCAAUUGCGCCAUGGAACAUUCCGACCGAGGAUCCUUUGAGUUUGGCCCAGAGGCAAGCAGAAGCAGUGGGUAUCACGCAAGUGGAUACGCUUUCCUCAAAGCAGUUGGUCGAUGCUUUGAGAAAUGUUGAUGCAAAUGUGCUUUCGGGAAGUAUCGAUAAAUUAAAAUUUUGGUCAAUCGAUCCACUAACCUUGUAUAGACCGGUUGUGGAACCACUUUGUUCAUCAAAUGAAUCUUUUUUAAUCGAAGAUCCUCGUAUUUCUUGGAGGAAAGGCAGCUAUCAGAAAAUUCCUUGGAUGACCGGAUACCUUCCAAAUGACGGCGCAGUUCGAGCUAUUGCAAUCACGUCUAAUGAAAAACUUCUGAAUGAGUUAAAUGCUAACAUUAGCUACAUACUGCCCAUGCUCCUGGAGAAACCAUCCUCGCAGGAAUUGAUGAAAGUAUUAAAGCUUCGAUACUUCAAUGAUAGCACUGACGAGAAGUGGAUAACAACAGAAAACGAGCAGCGAUUGGUCGAUCUAUACACCGAAGCGGCGUUUCUGUAUCCGAUUCAAUCGGCCGUAAAACAGCAUGUGACUUCCGCUGACACCAAGCUGGCACCGGUUAGCAUCUACAAGUUCAGCUUCAAAGGUCCUUAUUCGUACUCGUUCCUGUACACUUUUACCCACCAAGACUUUGGCGUAGUGCAUUGCGACGAGCUAAUCUACCUCUUCCGAUCCCCAGCGCUUUUCCCCGACUUUCCGCACAAGUCCAAAGAGGCGCGAAUGUCGCACCACUUUGUAGAGUUUUUCAUCGAUUUCGCCAUCAAUGGAGUGGCUACUCCAUUGAAACCAUACCGAGGCUGCAACAAUGACAAUGAGGUCUACCAAUCAAUGGAUUGUGAUGUACUAGAGUUCAUAAAUUCUAGCGAACCUGGCAAGCCUUUCGAAGUACGUGUAUCAAAUGGUCGGAAUGAGGAUCUAUUCAGCUUUUGGAGAAAAUUUUACUAAAUUAACUCAUGGUUAGAAGAAAUAUAAUGUGAUACUUGUAUAGUGCUAAUUCAGAACGCAUUCCUGACAAAACGUGCCAAUAUAUUCGGAGCGAUUGGUUUACUGCCAAAAAGAUUAUUAGUGUUUCAAAUUUGCAAACAAAUGUGUAUCAAAUAUAAAAAUAAAUCAGGUUGUUUUUUGUUUUAUAUUUU
Culex quinquefasciatus (southern house mosquito) is the source of this 1655-nucleotide messenger RNA. RefSeq names its product venom carboxylesterase-6. The record is from RefSeq and is a predicted model, not a curated record. NCBI's taxonomy places the organism in Eukaryota, Metazoa, Arthropoda, Insecta, Diptera, Culicidae. The coding region runs from base 127 to 1464 and encodes 445 amino acids. The transcript is spliced from 4 exons.